Molecule: messenger RNA, 1530 nt
Organism: Geosmithia morbida
Lineage: Eukaryota; Fungi; Ascomycota; Sordariomycetes; Hypocreales; Bionectriaceae
Exons: 3
Coding region: 1-1530 (509 amino acids)
Source: RefSeq, a predicted model, not a curated record
AUGGAUCGUGGCAGAAGGUUCGACGACGGCGAAGUCGUCCGAUACGGCGCAGGAGAAUCAUGGCGUCCGACACCACGAGGAGGCGAGCGCGAACGAUCCCCGCCACCACCACUCGCACCCCCCCCUCAUCCGCGACGCGGCGGCGGCGGAAUCAGGAGCCCUAUCGGACGUGACAGCCGCGACAGAAGAGACAGCCGCGACAGAAGGGAUAGCCGCGACAGGAGGGACAGUCGUGAUAGGAGGGGUAGUCGCGAUAGGAGAGACAGCCGCGACCGUGACCGUGACCGUGACCGUGAUCGUGACCGUGACCGUGACCGUGACCGUGAUCGUGACCGUGAUCGUGACCGUGAACGCCCACGCAGCCCCCUCCCCUCUGGCGGAUCAGACAGCUACGUUCCUGGACGGUAUGGCCCACCACCACCGAGGUCGUCACGCCGACGAUCAUCGAGCAGAGGACCUCCGCCGCUCCCCUCAGGGCCGUCAUCAUCUCUGACCGGCGGUGGCAUGGGAGACAGAAAACGAUCUUGGUCGCCGCCUGCGCACCGCCGCGAGAGGAGCCCAACUCCCCCAUCUGCAGGAGGACCAGGACCGCGAGGAGGCUCAUAUCGUCCGUCCCGGUCACCAAGCAGACGCCGGUACCAGUCGUACAGGAUAUCGCCGCCACCGCCGCAAAGAGAUUCGUCGACAUUCAACAACAAUAACAACAACUCACAGCCCGCUUCACAGAGGGCGUCGCCGCGACCAGCAUCAAUCCGUGCGGGCAAAUCACCACUCGCAUCGGGCGAGCAGUCGCCCGCCACGAUACUACAACAAACCCCCUCUGCACCUGCUGCACCUCCCGUGCGUCCCGCGCCGGCACAGGUCCGGUCCCCGCCUCGUGGCCCGGCAGCGCUGAGAGGCGCUCCGCCUACUGGCCCAGCGGCGACACGCAAGCCAUCCCUCUCGUCGACUGUGACCCCGAAGCAGCCUUCCCUGCCACGCUCCGACAGCAGUCCUACCAUUCCGCCUGCCGGGCCGAGAGGCUACGUACCCCCUUCCUCACGGGGCAGCUUCUCACGCCCCAGUAGCGGGUGGAACAACCAGAACGCGCCGAACGUGCCCACCGGUCCCCGGGCAACCACGACACCUACGCAGGGACGACCGUUCAACCCGCCCACUGGGCCGGCGGCCGGCCCCAACGCCAUCUCCGCCUCGUCAGCAUCUUCCGUCCCUCCCCCGCCCCGCCCGACACUAGCCCAGAGCAUGAUGGCCUCCAUGCCGCCCAUCAUCCCCGGUGGAAAGCUGGAUAGCUCGAUGGCGCCGCUCAUCUCGGGCGUCACGCGCGACUUGGAGCCCCACUACAAGAAGCUCCGCGAUGAGGAGGAUAGGAUGCGCGAGGAGCUGCGCCUCAAGUCCGAGAGGCUGCGCAAGAAUCUCUACCUCUGGGACAGACUGGGCAGGGAGUCCCGGGCUUGGGAGAUGAGGAGCGACUUGAGUGAGAGGAGUAUGAAGAAUCUUGCCGGGGAGGGCAUGGGAGGAGCAGCCUUUUGA